AUGGCUGAGACAACGAGGGAUGAAGAUCGGACCGAGGAAUACAACCGAAAAGGAGGUAGGAAUGUGAUUCUACUGGAAGAGGCAGACAUAUCAGAAGGUAUUAAGGCUUGCUCCAAUAGUCUCUUUGGCAGACUCUUUGCUUCCAAAACCUUCUCAGUUAGAACCAUGGAGAAUGCUUUAAAGGCUUUAUGGAAAAAUCCGGAAGGAUUUAGCGUGAGUGACAAAGGGGAUAAUUCUUUCCAAUUCUUUUUUAAUAAAGAAGUGGAUGUCUUGCGUGUUAAACGUAGUUCUCCAUGGCUAUUUAAAGAUUAUGUGCUCCAUGUCAAGAGAUGGAAGGAAGAUCAGAAUUGUGAUGAAGAGAAUAUUUCCAAUUUUCCAGUUUGGGUUCAAUUUUGUGGUUUGCCAGAAUUAUUUAAAGCCCUUCGAAGUUGGACGUAA
Messenger RNA from Arachis ipaensis, 438 nucleotides. RefSeq lists its product as uncharacterized. The record is from RefSeq and is a predicted model, not a curated record. NCBI's taxonomy places the organism in Eukaryota, Viridiplantae, Streptophyta, Magnoliopsida, Fabales, Fabaceae.